Messenger RNA from Exophiala oligosperma, 258 nucleotides. RefSeq lists its product as uncharacterized. Lineage: Eukaryota; Fungi; Ascomycota; Eurotiomycetes; Chaetothyriales; Herpotrichiellaceae. The coding region runs from base 1 to 258 and encodes 85 amino acids. The record is from RefSeq and is a predicted model, not a curated record. The transcript has 2 exons.
AUGACUUAUGCACACUUGUCCACGGGCAUUCGCAAUGCUAACGGUUUCGGCAUACGGUACAACGAACGCCACAGCGUAGGCCACCGGAAAGACAUGUCGACACCCGGGAGUCGGUAUUCGCCAGAAGCCGCAAUUGAGCAAACGUUAGAGGUCCUGGGCUCCCAGCUAUGGCAACAUAUGGAUGAUGCCGUCCCUCUGAUGGCGAUUGGCCCGGACAGCAAUCCAGGGGUAAUGCCGACUGCCGACUGCCGAAGAUAA